Dipodomys ordii (Ord's kangaroo rat) is the source of this 3189-nucleotide messenger RNA. RefSeq names its product nuclear factor of activated T-cells, cytoplasmic, calcineurin-dependent 1 (gene Nfatc1). The transcript has 12 exons. Lineage: Eukaryota; Metazoa; Chordata; Mammalia; Rodentia; Heteromyidae. Gene Ontology annotation, molecular function: RNA polymerase II cis-regulatory region sequence-specific DNA binding; transcription factor binding; DNA-binding transcription factor activity, RNA polymerase II-specific. The record is from RefSeq and is a predicted model, not a curated record. The coding region runs from base 1 to 2580 and encodes 859 amino acids. Gene Ontology annotation, cellular component: transcription regulator complex. Gene Ontology annotation, biological process: cytokine production; calcineurin-NFAT signaling cascade; regulation of transcription by RNA polymerase II.
AUGGUGUUUGCUGAGGCCGAUGAGGAGCAGUGUAAGCCGGAAAUGCCCUGUGUCCUCCGCAGAGCCCCGCGUCCCGGCUCCCACACAGAGCACUACAGCUAUGCGCCCCCCUCCGUGAGCUCCGCGCUGCCUCUGCCCGUGGCACACCCCUCCCUGCCCGGGCCCUGCCACGACCUCCAGCCCUCUGCGCCCGGCGUGCCAGCUCUUCCUCCCGCUGGCCACCCCUUGGGGUAUGGGGGUGCCGUGGACGGCGGGCCCUCGGGAUAUUUUCUGUCUUCUGGUAACAAUCGGCCCAACGGCACUCCGGCCCUGGAGAGCCCCCGCAUCGAGAUCACGUCGUACCUGGGCCUGCACCACGCGGGCGGCCCGUUCCUCCACGAUGCGGACGUGGAGGACCUGCUUCCCAGCUGCCGGCGCUCGCCGUCCACCGCCACGCUGCCCCUGCCCGGCCUGGAGGCCUACCGAGACCCGUCCUGCCUGAGCCCGGCCAGCAGCCUCUCCUCCCGAAGCUGCAACUCCGAGGCCUCCUCCUAUGAGUCCGGCCACUCCUACCCCUACGCCUCGCCCCAGACAUCGCCCUGGCAGUCCCCCUGCGUGUCCCCGAAGACCACAGACCCGGAGGAGGCCUUUCCCCGGGGCCUGGGCGCCUGCCACCUGCUGGGCUCUCCUCGCCAUUCUCCGUCCACCUCGCCCCGGGCGAGCGUCACAGAGGAGAGCUGGCUGGGGGCCCGGGGCUCGAGGCCCACGUCCCCCUGCAACAAGCGCAAGUACUGCCUGAAUGGCAGCCAGGCCCCCUGCUCGCCCCGGGGGUCCCCGGCGCCCUCGCCGCUCGGCUCCCGCCGCGUCAGCGGGACGGAGGACACCUGGCUCAGCACCACCACCCAGUACACCAGCGCCGCCAUCGUGGCGGCCAUCAACGCCCUCACCACCGACGGCAGCCUGGGCCCGGGCGACGGGGUCCCCACCAAGGCCCGCAAGACGGCCCCGGAGCCCGCGCCCCCCGUGGCGCUCAAGGUGGAGCCCGCGGGGGACGAGCCGGGCGCCACCCCGCCCGCCUCCGACUUCCCGCCCGAGGACUUUGCCUUCCAGCACCUGAGGAAGGGCGGCUUCUGCGAGCAGUACCUGUCCGUGCCGCAGGCCCCGUACCAGUGGGCGAAGCCCAAGUCGCUGGCCCCCGUGUCCUACAUGAGCCCGUCGCUGCCCGCCCUGGACUGGCAGCUGCCAUCCCACUCCGGCCCCUACGAGCUGCAGAUCGAGGUGCAGCCCAAGUCCCACCACCGGGCUCACUACGAGACGGAGGGCAGCCGGGGCGCUGUGAAGGCAUCCUCCGGGGGACACCCCGUUGUGCAGCUACAUGGUUACUUGGAAACAGAGCCGCUCAUGCUGCAGCUGUUCAUCGGGACGGCGGAUGACCGGCUGCUGCGGCCCCACGCCUUCUACCAGGUGCACCGGAUCACAGGCAAGACCGUCUCCACCACCAGCCACGAGGCCGUCCUCUCCAACACCAAGGUCCUGGAGAUCCCGCUGCUGCCCGAGAAUAACAUGAGAGCCAUCAUCGACUGCGCCGGGAUUCUGAAGCUCAGGAACUCUGACAUCGAGCUGCGCAAAGGGGAGACCGACAUCGGCCGGAAGAACACCAGGGUGCGGCUGGUGUUCCGCAUCCACAUCCCUCAGCCCAGCGGCCGCAUGCUGUCCCUCCAGGUCGCCUCAAACCCCAUCGAGUGCUCCCAGCGGUCUGCCCAGGAGCUGCCCCUGGUGGAGGGGCAGAGCACAGACAGCUAUCCAGUCGUCGGCGGGAAGAAGAUGGUCCUGUCCGGUCAUAACUUCCUGCAAGACUCCAAGGUCAUUUUUGUGGAGAAGGCUCCAGCUAGAAUAUUUUUGAAGCAGCCCAUCCAGUACUUACUGACGUGUGCAGGGAGCCUGCAGCAGGCAGCCCUGGCAGACCCCUGUGGGCAUCUGCACAUGUGGCUGGAGUUGAAGGCUUCUUGGCCAGCCUCUCGGAGGCUCCGGGGCCGGGAGUCGCCGCAGACACGCCUCGUCUUCCCUGGUGUGAGCGAGUUUGGGAUCAGACGGGGCAUCGCGGCCCUUAAUUCCCUGGUGGUUGAGAUACCGCCUUUCCGGAACCAGAGGAUAACCAGCCCUGUCCAGGUCAGCUUCUAUGUCUGCAAUGGGAAGAGGAAGCGAAGCCAGUACCAGCAUUUUACCUACCUGCCUGCUAAUGUUCCAAUGAUAAAGAUGGAACCCACUGAUGACUUCGAGUCCUCCCUGGCCUGUGGGCCCGUGAGCCAGGGCCUGAGUCCCCUCCCCAGGCCCUGCUACAGCCAGCAGCUCGCCGUGCCGCCCGACCCAGUCUCCUGCCUCGUGGCCGGCUUUGCCCCCUGUCCACAGAGGAGCCCCAUGAUGCCAGCACCUCCCAGCACAAGCCCAAAGCUCCAGGACCUCUCCUCCGUGGCCUACACCAAGGGCGUCUCUGGCCCGAGCCUCGGUCACCUGGGACUUCAGCCUCCCGCAGCGGAUGCCCCGGCCGUGCAGCCGGGCUCUGCGGAGCAGCCCCCGCCCGCCCUGCUGCAGCCCCAGUAAACGAGAUCAUAUGCAACGACCUCUCCAGCACAAGCUCCACCACAUAGGUGAGCACGGCGGAGCUGGCGGAGCAGGUGGCGGCGGCUCAGCGCAGACGCCGGGCUCCAGCAGGCAAGACUUUCCAUGGAACAGACUGCACCCGCACCCGGUGCCCCCAGAACCUCCACCUUCCCGGAUGCUGAGAGCUGGACUUGGCCAUCCACGUACGAGGACGAAGCUCCCGAAGGAGGAAGGAGGGGAAGCGGGAGAGCGCAUUCCUGAGGACAAGCCAUCUCAAGGAAACGGAGGGCCGGCAGGAAGGCCAGGGCCAGGGGCUGGCCUCUGGGGAAGAGCCCCGUGGGCCCCCGAUUUCAAUACUGGAAGUGCCUUACUCAUCCCCCCCCCCAUCCAGAUGCCGUGGACACAGCAUUGGGUUUGCUGCCAUGAGAGUAUUCGUAGGAACAAAAACUAGAAAAACAUUUCAUGAGGAGGCUUUAACCUUUGAACAAUGACCCGAGUUCUGGCAAGCGAGGGGUUGUGAGACACACCCAGUAGGCUUCCCACUUCUUCCCACUUCCCGGGCUGUCCUACACAACGCACCGCCUUGCCUGGUGCGUUCUGAGGUCUCCU